This is a messenger RNA of Metarhizium acridum CQMa 102, 1773 nucleotides long. RefSeq lists its product as uncharacterized. Lineage: Eukaryota; Fungi; Ascomycota; Sordariomycetes; Hypocreales; Clavicipitaceae. Gene Ontology annotation, molecular function: serine-type endopeptidase activity; tripeptidyl-peptidase activity. Gene Ontology annotation, biological process: proteolysis. The record is from RefSeq and is a predicted model, not a curated record.
AUGAGGCCCGCCGCCAUCUUCAUCAGCUGCUUCGUGGCUGCCUCUCUGGGCGUUCCUACAGGCCAUGAUGUCAUUCAUGAGAAGCGUACCCUUGAUGCCGUGACCAGCCAUGUCACAAAGCGCGCCGCUGCCGACACGUUGGUGCCGGUCCGCAUUGCCCUGAAGCAGCGAAACCUAGAAAAGGGCAUGGAAUAUCUUAUGGACGUUUCUGAUCCAUCAUCUAAAAAUCAUGGAAAUCAUUAUACUCAGGACAAGGUCGUUGACCUCUUCUCUCCUGCCCCGGAAUCGAUUGAAACUGUCAAGAGGUGGCUUGUCGAGAGCGGAGUUCCUGAUAACCAGAUCACGUCCCCCAGGAGCAAAGGCUGGCUCGACUUUAGGACUACGGUUGGCCAGCUUGAGAACAUUCUCAAGACCGACUAUCACUUGUACGAGAAUAAGCAAACCAGGAGCGAGCAUCUGGGGGCCGAUUCUUAUUCACUUCCCAACGAAGUCUCCAAGCAUGUAGACUUUAUUACUCCUGGUGUCGUUCCAAUCAAGGUGAAAUCCGCUCGAGCUGCCCCCGGCCAACCUCGAAAGAUUCCCUUCACUCCCUUUCCUCCCGGCUUUACAGUCAACAGCCAGGAUGCAUCCAACUGCCCUACUCAAAUAACCCCCGCAUGCAUCAAGGCCCUCUACAACAUCACCGACUCAACGACGGCCGUCGAGGGCAACCAGCUAGGCAUGUUUGAGAGCGACAAUGAGAUGCAUAAGCAGACAGAUCUGGACCAGUUCUACAGGCAAUACGCCCCCAAGAUCCCCAAGGGCACCGGACCCAAGAUCGACCUCAUUGACUGGGGCAGCACAAAGCCAGACCCGAGCCAGGCUGUGGGAGAAGCCGCGCUCGACUUUGACGUCUCCAUUCCCGUCAUCUACCCUCAAGGCACCGAGCUGUACCAGACAAAGUCCAACUUUGACGGACAAACGCACCUCGGAUUCCUGAACCAGUUCCUCGACGCCGUCGACGGUGCCUACUGUACCUCUGACGGCGGAGAUGACCCCAACGUUGACGGCGUGACCCCCGACGAGGCCUGCGGCACCUUUAAGCCUGCCAACGUCAUUUCCCUUUCCUACGGCUUGACCGAGAACGUCUGGCCCACCAACUAUCUCAAGGCACGCAACGGCGACAUCUUCAACCCAGCGAGCCCUGCAUCGUGCCCGUACGUGACGUCGGUCGGGGCCACCCUCCUGCCCCCGGGCAGCUCACCCGGCGCCCCCGAGUCUGCCACCGAGAGGUUCGGCUCCGGAGGCGGCUUCAGCAACAUCUGGACCUCGCCCGACUACCAAAAGGCUGCCGUCUCGUCCUUCUUCUCGUCCAACGACCCCGGCUUCCAGAGCUACAACACCAGCGACAACAACAUCCCCUCUGACGGCGGCAUCUACAACCGAGCCGGCCGCGGGUUCCCUGACAUUUCUGCCAUCGGCGACUACGGCGUCAUUGUGCUCAACGGCCAGGCCGGUCGAACCGGCGGUACUUCCAUGUCCGCGCCCAUCGUGGCCGCCAUCUUUACUCGCGUCAACGAGGUGCGCCUCCAGGCAGGCAAGAAGCCUAUUGGCUUUGCCAACCCGGCGCUGUACAAGAACCCCUCCAUGUUCAAGGACGUGACUCUCGGCAGCCAGUCGGGCGAUUCUGCUUGCAAUGGCAAUGGCUUCUCUGCUGUCGAGGGCUGGGACCCCGUUACUGGACUGGGGACUCCUGACUUUCCCGCUGUGAUUGAAUAUUUCUCAAAUCUGUAG